AGGACCUUAUUAGAGUGUUUAUCAUUGUCUUUAGUAUCAUUACUAUUUUGCUCCUGAGAUUAAAUCCCCCAUGCAUUUAAAUUGCAUUGCAGUCGUAAAAGUAAAAGAGCACUUGAAGUGUGAAAAACAGAAGGAUGGCCAAUUUUCUGUUACAAAUACUCUGAUGUGUGAACACUGAAUAUUCAACAUGAGAAUGGUUUGGAUGUCUUCGUCAAUAAUAAUAUUGCAAUUAUCAUUGCUGUGGUUAUCUGGGAUCAUCGGUGUCAAAUUCGGUAUAAUAUUUGACCAUGACUCGGUAGAUGCCAUUCCGGUCUUCAAUAAAUAUCAUUCACAUAGAAGCUUUACAUUCAUCAACAGGACAACGGACCUAUCGGACAGUUUCGCCGUCAGCAACGAAAUCUGCGCCCAACUAGAAGAAGACGUCAUUGGAAUAAUAGGUGUUUGUGGGAAGUGUGCCCUGGCCACCAUCCAGUCAUACAGCGACGCCUUCGAAGUGCCAUUCUUCCUGAUCACUGACGCGCCAAUUCCCGAUGACGUCACAAGAUUUUCUUUUCAAUUCUAUUUAACUCCAGUGUUUAUUCAAGGAUUUCUAGACAUCGUUAUUGAAAAACAAUGGCAGAGAGUUUUCUACAUAUAUGAUACAGACGAAGGUUUACUGAGGCUUCAACAAAUACUUAAUAUAAUAAAUGCUCAGAAAGAGCCAAAGUUGGACAUUAUAUUCCUGAGAAUUCCCGAUGCCGAGGUCUGUAAAGAGAAGAUCGUUCAGUUCUACCAGCACGAUGAAUCAGACUUGCGGAUUUUUCUAGACCUACCAAUAACGGAAAUAGAAACAACAAUAAAGUUACUUAAAAAGACGCCUCAAAUAAUGAUGAAACGUUUUCAUUUUCUUCUCACAAGAUUGGGAAUUUCUCAGAUGAGUGAAUCUGUCCUUACAAACGGAGCGAAUUUUACGGGUUUCCAUAUAUGGCCUAAAAAUGUGUUGAUGGAAAAAGAAUGGAUGAAGACAUUUAACACUACUGAGAUAAAACCAACACAUGCCCUAUUGAGAGAUGCCAUCGCUUUUUUCAAUGCCACAUAUAAAGAAUCAUAUGUCAGAUUUCGCCCUAAGCACAAAAAGGACCAGAAACUCUCAUGUCGUCACAAUAACAAAACGGUUACCUUGACGAAAAACAGGGAGAUAUUCACGGAAGAACUCAGAAAGGUAUCAAUCAACGGCUUAAGUGGAACUUUAAAAUUUGAUGAGUUUGGAGGGCGAGAAAAAUUUGAACUCCAACUGAUGGAAGCAACAUUAGGAAGAGAACUGUCAAAGGAUGGAGAAUGGAGUCCAAAUCCAGUUAAGGGAUCUCGUUUACGAAUUCACACAUCUGAACAUACCAGACUACCAACUCGAAACCCCAGUAUUCCAAGCAACCUAAAAAUGAGCAUUACUACAAUAGAAGAGGGUCCUUACGUCAUAGUUAAGCCUGAGUAUCUAGACGAGGUACAGAGACUCCGGGACAAUGGGUCACGUGUUUGUGGAAAACACUUCUUCCAGGGGUUCUGUAUUGACUUGGCUGAAAAGGUGGCUGAAAAAAUCAACAUGACAUAUGACAUUUGUCUCGUAAAAGACGGACAGUAUGGAAAAGAAUUACCAAAUAAGUCAUGGGAUGGUGUCAUUGGCGAGCUCUUAAAUCAAGAAGCAGAUGUGGCAGUUGCCCCAGUAACAAUCACAUCGGACAGAGAAAAAGUAGUGGACUUUACAAAACCAUUUUUAAGUCUUGGCAUUAGCAUAAUGAUAAAAAAGCCUGCUGAUAAAGGAUCUCAUAUUUUCUCGUUCAUGGAACCCCUUUCAUCUGAGAUCUGGAUGUGUAUUUUAUUCGCCUAUGUCGGGGUGAGUGUGGUGUUAUUCCUUGUCAGCAGAUUCAGCCCAGCGGAAUGGAAGGUGGAUGAAACCAACAUAACAAAUGACUUUACGAUUUCAAAUAGUCUGUGGUAUGCUCUUGGUGCAUUCAUGCAACAAGGGUGUGAUAUUUCUCCGUCAGCAGUUUCUGGGAGAAUUGUUGGAAGUGUAUGGUGGUUCUUUACGUUGAUCAUCAUUUCUUCUUACACUGCAAACCUCGCUGCCUUUCUCACUGUAGACAGAAUGAAUACACCAAUAAAUUCAGUGGAAGAUUUGGCCAAGCAAACAAAAAUCCAAUAUGGCUGUCUCGGAGGAGGCGCAACCUACAGCUUCUUUAAUAAAUCAAAAUUUGCUCUGUAUGAGAGAAUGUUUGCCUAUAUGAACUCUGUCCCGGAUGUUUUCGUGAAAAGUACAGCAUUAGGCAUACAGAAAGUUAGAGAUUCGAAUGGACUGUAUGCCUUCCUUCUAGAAUCAACUACCAACGAGUAUACCAAUUUGCGGCUACCUUGUGACACGAUGAAAAUAGGUUCCAACCUCGAUUCAAAGGGAUACGGGAUUGCUACUCCUCCUAGCUCCAUACUAAGGGACACUUUGACCCUGGCAGUACUGGCUUUACGUGAAUCUGGUGAACUGGCUCAGAUCAAAAAGCACUGGUUUGAUGACAUGUCACAGUGCCCCGAAGAUGGUCCAAAUGAUGGAUCCCAAGCAUCCUUAACCCUAAAAAAUGUUGCUGGAAUUUUCUACAUUUUGUCAUGUGGUCUCAUUUUAUCCGUUGUCGUGGCUGGCAUUGAGUUUUUGUACAAGACUAUUCUCGAUUCUAGAAAAUCUAAGACCUCGUUUGGUUCCAUGCUGCUAUGCAAAGCGCGCCUAUCCUUCCGUGGUUCUAUUGACAGCAGUUCCGGCCAAACUACUCCACUCAAGAAAAACACCCCUUCCUACACGUAUCCUGGGCCUUCACAACAUCCGGGCUUUGAUCCAUACAAUGAUCUCCAAACCCACACUCAAGUGUGAUUUCUGCAGUCUGACAGCAAAACUUCAAUAUUUUUAUACUCAUGUGUACAUUACGCAAUAUUAGAUAAUAUUUUUCUGUUGUUGUUUAUUUUGAAUGUAAUAUGUACAUAACUUUGUUAGAUUAAGAUAGAAUAUACUUAUACACAUGGAAGUGUUUUGUAAGUUUUACAAAAAUGAGAAGGCAAAU
This is a messenger RNA of Saccostrea echinata, 3077 nucleotides long. Its product is annotated as glutamate receptor-like. The record is from RefSeq and is a predicted model, not a curated record. Gene Ontology annotation, molecular function: glutamate-gated receptor activity; transmitter-gated monoatomic ion channel activity involved in regulation of postsynaptic membrane potential. The coding region runs from base 188 to 2890 and encodes 900 amino acids. The transcript is spliced from 17 exons. Gene Ontology annotation, biological process: monoatomic ion transport; modulation of chemical synaptic transmission; synaptic transmission, glutamatergic. NCBI's taxonomy places the organism in Eukaryota, Metazoa, Mollusca, Bivalvia, Ostreida, Ostreidae. Gene Ontology annotation, cellular component: plasma membrane; postsynaptic membrane.